CAUUAUAAGGUUUUACAGUCUUCAUGCCAUAAAUGCAAUUCUAAUAUCAAUAAGUCUUUAUGUAUAAGUUAUUGUUUUUGCCUAAAAAGGUUUAAUUAGGACGAUACAGGACUGACGGUUAAUUCUAAUUAAUGAUGCACUGGAAAUGUGCACCCCAAAAUGUUGCUGAGGAAGCUGUCAUAGGAAGAGGUUAUUAAUUUAGCAGAGCUGAACUUUAAAGGGAUCAUGACAACAUCUUGAUAUAAUGCUAUUAAAGUACACAACAAGUGUACAAAAGUAUUACAAAAUACAACCAGAAAUAAAAUUGUUAGUUUAAAAAAAAUUGUAUUAUAUUAUUACUUCUAUACAAUCUAUAAAUAUUAGUUAAAUCGACCGUAUUAUUCGACAAUUUCGUUACAAAUAACCCUUUCCUCAGGUUCUUGAGCAGCUCGUGCUUGUGCGCCCAUUUUUCCGACUGAACCCGAAGGCGUCGUGAGUUCACUGAAACAACCAGCAGGGGGCAACGAGAAGCGGAGACAAAACGCAGGAGCAGACACACAAACACACACAAUACCGGGGGCGAGCAGGGCGCCUAGACGUGGUGUGUUUGUGUGCGUGUGUGUGUGUGUGUGUGUGUGUGUGUGUGUGUGUGUGUGUGUGUGUGUGUGUGUGUGUGUGUGUGUGUGAGAGAGAGAGAUAAAGAGAGAGAGAGUGCAAGAGAGAGGCGGUAACCAGGCGACAGCAGUAUUCCAGCAGUGACGGUGGAGGGUUAACAGCAGACUCUACACAUGUGCCCGUGCCUCAGUGAGAGCACUGCGGCGCUGGAUCUGGACUCGAGCAGGUCCUACACCCAGCGAUCCCACAGGCAAGGAACAUGAAGAGCGUAGCUCCUCUCCGCCCCCAGCGGAAAGGCUAAGAGCAGACACCAUUCCUCCCUCCACCUUGCCUGCGUAGCCACCACCAUGGCCAGCAGGAGCCCCACGCCGAGCCGGAAAGACGUGGCUUCGGAGCCGGGGCCCCUCGAGGCCGGUGCUGUACACCCCGAGCCAGGGCCCAGGGCCUUCUGCAAGCUGUGCCUCAGCGAGCUGCCGUCCGCAGCCACAAGGGAGCUGCAGGGCUGCGACUGCGUCUUCUGCACAGCGUGUUUGGAGCGGUAUGUUCAGCUGGCCAUCAUGGAGGGUGGGGGUGCACCCAUCACCUGCCCAGAUAUGGCCUGCCUGAAAACCGGAGUGCUUUUGGACUCUGAGAUAGCGAGCUUGGCCCCUGAAGACCAGGUGGAGAUGUACCAGCGUGUGAAGUUUGAGCGAGGAGUGAAGUUGGACUCCAGUAAAGCCUGGUGCCCGGUGCUGGAGUGCCAGGCAGUGUGCAGUGUGCACCUAAGCACUGAGGGCCAGCCCCACGCCGUGCCCUGCCUCUCCUGUCACGCCGUCUUCUGCUCCGGGUGUCGAGGGCCCUGGCAGGGCGGCCAUAUCUGCCCAGAGCACGAGCCCAUGAUGUUGCCCGUGCCCUCUCACGAAAGCAGGGCCCGCUCCAACAGCGACUCUGACAUGCCCAUCAAGCAGUGCCCCAUGUGCGGCAUCUACAUCGAGAGGAACCAGGGCUGUGCACAGAUGCUGUGCAAGAGCUGCAAACACACCUUCUGCUGGUACUGUCUGCAGAAUCUGGAUGGUGAUAUCUUCCUGAGGCAUUACGAUAAGGGUCCAUGCAGAAACAAACUGGGACACUCGAGGGCCUCCGUUAUGUGGAACAGAACGCAGGUGGUGGGCAUCCUGGUAGGGGUCAGCCUCAUCGUGCUGGUGACGUCACCGCUCCUCCUGCUGGCCUCGCCAUGCAUCCUUUGCUGCAUCUGCAAGCCCUGCCAUGGGAAGAACAAGAACAAGAAGAAGACCAAGAUGCCGAAGGCGGACCUCAGCCAGCUGGACUCCUCCUCGUCGUAGCAGCUGCCCUUCCCGACCCAGGACGAAGCCCUGCAUGCCGGGGAAGGAGUGACUUCUUCACCAGUCGGCAGACCUGACGCCUCCUCUGGGGUUCAGAAAUCGAAAGAAUCCCUCUUGAGUUACAAUAGUAUGUGCUUUGUGUUUGCUGGAAGUGUAAAUAUGAGCAGAAUGAAUGUAGCUCACGUAGCUGUUUUCAGAUGGACAGGCCGUGAGUAAGGAGACAACGGCUCGGAGAGAUUUCCUGGAGAGGCCUUCUGUUAUCUCAAUCUCUUUAACUGUCACAGACACACACACACAUACGCACAGUUCAAAGGGCAACGUCACCCUCAUGUGCCAAACGUCAUGAUGCCAAACCAAGGUGUUAGGUGCUCAAGUGCCUGACUCUACAGUGCCUGGUGCCUGGUUCUAUUUGUUUUGCCUUCCAUUUUUUCCUUAUCUUAUGCAAAAAAUUUAGCAUCAUGAAAAUGGACACGGUUGAAUAGAUCCAUUAAUGUGAGAAGGAAAAGUGUUGUGUGUGCACUGUACAUUGUGUACAGAUGUGAAAUAUGAGCGGCUCCAAUGGUGCACCAACAACUCUUCUUCAAAUCUUUAUUUGUUUUCCCCCCACAUACGUUCCAGACCAAAGGCUUCUAAAGGGUAAUGUGUACUUUUCUAGAAUGUGUUUAUGUAUAUUUAUGGGUUACAUGUGUGUAUGGUAUACUGUUAUCAUUUCUACAUUUCUGUUCAUGUUUCUGUAUCAGAUAUUUUAUAAAGGCACCACUAUAAUUGAAAUAAACACACUGUGUUGAACAUG
Molecule: messenger RNA, 2709 nt
Organism: Pungitius pungitius (ninespine stickleback)
Lineage: Eukaryota; Metazoa; Chordata; Actinopteri; Perciformes; Gasterosteidae
Gene: rnf144b
Product: ring finger protein 144B
Exons: 8
Coding region: 942-1916 (324 amino acids)
Biological process (GO): positive regulation of proteasomal ubiquitin-dependent protein catabolic process; protein polyubiquitination; ubiquitin-dependent protein catabolic process
Cellular component (GO): ubiquitin ligase complex; mitochondrial membrane; cytoplasm
Molecular function (GO): ubiquitin protein ligase activity; zinc ion binding; ubiquitin conjugating enzyme binding
Source: RefSeq, a predicted model, not a curated record